Closterium sp. NIES-65 is the source of this 2181-nucleotide messenger RNA. The record is from the annotation of a GenBank genome assembly. NCBI's taxonomy places the organism in Eukaryota, Viridiplantae, Streptophyta, Zygnematophyceae, Desmidiales, Closteriaceae.
AUGGCGACUCGCACUGCCCGACUAGGCGGCGGUUGCGGCGGCGGAUUUCCUUCCCGCACCGUGGCUGCCGUAGUGGCGGCGCUCAUAGUCGUAGCUAGCAGUCUGCCUUCCGCCUCACCGUCGCCCGCGGCGACAGAGCCUGGGCCAGCGCGCCCCCGCGCCAGUCGCCCGCUCUCCUCGCUGCCCAACUUCCUCGCCUACCACCGCGGAGAGCGCGUGCUGGCAUCGCAGCAGUGCGGCGUGUGCUGCAGCGCGCGGCCCGCGAGGGUGCCGGCGGGCAUGCCGGCGAUGCUGUCGACGUGGUAUCUGCAGAAGUGGCUCUCUGGCCAACGGGUGCAAGUGAAGGCGUCGUCGUUCGGCACGUGGUGGCGGCCGGACGGCGGGGGCAAGGCGGGCAGCUACAUCAGCAGCCGCGGGGCCAUGCAGCCCAGCGCGCGGGAGUUCUUCACCGUGCUCGUCGUGGGGGCCAACCGCAUAAAGCUGGUGACGCGCGUGGGCACAUACCUGGCAGCGUCGGGCAGCACGCCUCCGGGGUACAGCAGCCGGCCGCUGGUGACGACAACCAAGGCCAACAGCCCCGCCACGGUCUUCCAGGUGUCGCGCGUGGGCCGCUUCCACUACCUCUACUCACCCUCCGCCCAAUCCUACGUGCGCACACGCGCCAAUGGCCAGGUGACGGUGGGUGGCACGGCACGCACCAACUUCGGGCGCAUGGAGGUGGUGGAGGUGAAGAACGUGCCAGCCGUGAGGGGCCCCAACCUGGGCAGCUGGCUCGUGUACGAGAACUGGAUGGACCCCUACGCCUUCCCCCGCUACUCCAACAUCCUUGACGGCACCAAGAUGACGCUGUUCAACUACAAAUAUCUCAAGUACAUCACUGCACCGCAAGGAGGAGGAGGAUGGCUGCGCUGUGAUGCGGACAUGGCAGGCGAUUAUGAGACGUUCAUCGUGCAGACCCAGGCGCCCAACCAGGACUCCUACCAUCUGUUGGCGGACGAGCGUCUGUUCUGGCGCCUGCCGGCGCGCGCCACCAUUCCCUACGCCGACGCCUUCUCAACCAGUGCACUGACGCGGUUUACAUUCAAGCGCAGCCGCAAGGACCGCACCAUGGUGGCCAUCCUGGCGCCCAACGGCCAGUACCUGCAGGUGCAGGCGGACGGUGCACUCAUUGCCAACUUCCCCCCUGCCAAUGUCAGCCUCAACGACGCCGCCUUCCUCAAGAGCCCUGCCGCCUUCCAGUUCACACCGAAGAAGGAGCUGAAGUACGACUGGCAGCUUGCGUACCAGUGGGGCGGGCAGGCCGCCAUGCGCGUGAACAGCAUCCGGGCGAGCUUCAUCACGGAGCCCGACUGGCGCUACAUGUCGCGGCAAGGCGUGAACGCCGUGCGCAUCCCCAUUGGCUACUACAUGGCGCAGGAGCCGAGCCCUGACUGGCCCUUCGUGUGGGGCAGCUACACGUAUAUCGACUGGGCGUUCAAGAUGGCGGCCAAGUACAACAUCCGCAUCUGGUUCAGCAUGCACAUUGUGGCCGGCUCGCAGUCAGGCACGUUUGGGUCGCGCCUGGGGUUCGUGGACUUCCCGCGCCCCAUCAAUGUGGCCAAGACGCUGCACGCCAUCCGGUGGCUGGGGCGGCGGUACGGGCGCAACCCCAUGUGGCUGGGCAUUGGGCUCAUGAAUGAGCCCAGCCUCAGCAUCCCGCUCGACCUGCUACAGAGCUACUACGUGAACGCAACGGCCAUCCUGCGGCGGUGGAACCCGUGUGUGUUCAUCGCCAUGGAGGGGCGCACGGGGCCCAGCGAGGUGCAGUCGCUCAUGGCGAAUGAGCCGAACGUGAUCCUGGAGACGCACAUCUACGAUGUGUUCAACACCGAUGGGUACACGUCGGCACAGCAGGAGAUCUACGAGAUGCAGACGUCCAGGAGGGAGAGAAUUGCGGAGCACCAGCAGUACGGGCGCAUGCUGCUGGUGGGCGAGUUCUCCAACGCCAUGGGGUACAGCCCAGUCACACCUGACGAGCAGUCCGCCUUCUCCCUCGCCCAGAUGCAGACCCUUGCCACCGCCAAGGCCGGCUGGUUCUUCUGGUCCUUCAAGAUCAACAAGCCAAACACGAGGCAUUGGGACUUCUACCAGAGUCGCACGGCAGGGUGGCUGCCUAAGAGGCCCAAUGGCCACUGGUAUUGA